Messenger RNA from Gilbertella persicaria, 1272 nucleotides. RefSeq names its product mitochondrial carrier domain-containing protein. NCBI's taxonomy places the organism in Eukaryota, Fungi, Mucoromycota, Mucoromycetes, Mucorales, Choanephoraceae. The record is from RefSeq and is a predicted model, not a curated record. Gene Ontology annotation, biological process: transmembrane transport. Bases 68 to 991 code for a protein of 307 amino acids. The transcript is spliced from 4 exons.
UAUAAAAAAACCCUUUAUUUAUUCAGCAUUUUUCACUCGUUAUCUUCUUUUUUUUUUUUAGUUGAUUAUGAAAGAUACUUUACCUCCUGUUGGACAUGCUGCUGCUGGUUCAGCUGGUGCCAUGUUUGCCUUGUCAUUGAUAUACCCACUUGACAUUAUCAAGACAAGAAUCCAAGUACAGACAAAGAAUGAAUCAGAACACUAUGCAUCUGCUUUGGACGGCAUUAAACAGAUCAUUGAAAAAGAAGGCAUUUCAGGACUCUAUGCCGGUCUCGGUUCUUCAUUGAUCGGAACAGCAUCGACCAAUUUCACUUAUUUCUAUUGCUACAGUUUCCUCCGAGAGAACUACAAUAAGCGAUACAAUCCUCGCGGGGGUACUCUUUCCACUGCUCUAGAACUUGUGUUGGGUGCAGCAGCAGGUGCCUUAACAACAUUGAUUACUACGCCUGUGUCUGUGAUCACCACACGUCAACAGACACUACCACCUUCUGAACGACAAGGUGUCAUGGAUACUUGCAAAACUAUCAUUCAAGAAGAAGGCAUUCAAGGACUAUGGCGAGGUAUUCAACCUUCUCUUGUGUUAUGUGUCAAUCCUGCUAUUACUUAUGGUAGUUUUGAAAAGAUCAAGCAAAUUGUUGUCCAAGUACUCAAGUUGCCCUUGACACCCGGUAUGAAUUUCUUAGUGGGUGCGCUCUCAAAGACAUUAGCUACCAUUAUCACAUACCCUUACAUUAUGGCUAAAGUACGUCUUCAAUGGAGACCCUCCAAGGAAAUGAAGGAUAAAGUGGUUGCUUACAAAGGAUCUGUGGAUGUCUUGACUCGUGUGCUCAAGACAGAAGGAUUCUUGGGUUGGUAUAAGGGUAUGAGUACACAAAUCACAAAGGCUGUCUUGUCUCAAGCCUUGUUGUUUAUGAUGAAGGAUAUCUUUACCAACUAUACGAUGAUUGCUUAUGCGCUUAUCAAAGCAUCCCAAAAAGCAAAGUCAGCUUAGAUUUUUUAUUUUUUUUUGAUAGAAUUAAAAAUUGUUCUUGUAUGUUCAUUGUUUGAUUGUUUCUAUGGCCUCAUGUACUACAAGAAACUAAUAUGACAAAAUCCUAUCAUAUUGAAUUCAGCAAAGUAGACCUUAGUAUAUUUCAACAAGAUCCUUUUAUAUUUGACUUCCAUAGGACGGGUGCUAUACGUUUAUCCAGUUGUGACACAUUAACACCCGUCUUAAACACUUUUAGGUUUGUUCUGCUCAAUCAUACAUUGCAUAUCUAUGAUCCAGAAAGU